Messenger RNA from Sesamum indicum (sesame), 2167 nucleotides. Its product is annotated as CBL-interacting serine/threonine-protein kinase 1. NCBI's taxonomy places the organism in Eukaryota, Viridiplantae, Streptophyta, Magnoliopsida, Lamiales, Pedaliaceae. The record is from RefSeq and is a predicted model, not a curated record. Gene Ontology annotation, biological process: signal transduction; protein phosphorylation. Gene Ontology annotation, molecular function: protein serine/threonine kinase activity; ATP binding.
AAACGCUCUGAUUAUUAUUAUUUUCUUUACGUUUUGAUCAGUCAAGAAACGUAUAUUAUAACCAUCAGAUUUUAUAGACAACUGUAAAAGAUACGUUUUAGUAGUAUGAUUUUAUUAUUCUACAUAUAUAAUUGUUUGGGUUGGAAGCAUUCCUUUGUGAAAGGGAAGAGUCGGAAUAUUGUUUCAACAGUUUGGAAAGCUGAGAAAUGAAGAGCGAAAUCAGAAGAAGAUAAAGAGAUAUAUAGGCAGCCCCACCCUGAGAGAAAAUAAAAUUUCAAUUAUACUACCCAUCCUCCUACGUAUACGUACAGGAGAAAUUAGAGCUUUACUAGAUAGAGUAGGUUUUGGUGGAGAAAAAAUCCGAUCAAGGGUAGUUUCAAUCUCUGUCAAGUGGUGGUAUUAUUAUGGUAUUGUUACACGCAAGAAAAGGAGGAUCAGGAGGAGGGGGAGGGGGAGGAUCCAAAGAAGAAGAAGAAGAAUUGGUGUUGGGGGGAAGAGCGAAGAAGGGAAUGCGAUUGGGGAAAUACGAGUUGGGAAGAAUACUGGGAGAAGGCAACUUUGGGAAAGUCAAGUACGCCAGAAACCUGGAAUCGGGUCAACCUUUCGCCAUCAAGAUAUUGGAGAAGAACAGAAUUCUCGACCUCAAGAUCACCGAUCAGAUAAAGAGGGAGAUUGGCACCUUAAAACUGCUCAAACAUCCAAACGUUGUCAGACUGUAUGAGGUCCUAGCGAGCAAGGCAAAAAUAUAUAUGGUCCUUGAGUACGUGAAUGGUGGUGAACUGUUUGAGAGAAUUGCAUCCAAAGGAAAAUUCACAGAAGCUAAAGGCAGGAAGCUUUUUCAACAGUUAAUUGAUGGCGUUAGUUACUGUCACAACAAAGGCGUUUUUCACAGAGAUCUCAAACUCGAAAACGUGUUGAUUGAUGCAAGUGGAAGCAUUAAGAUAACAGAUUUCGGCCUCAGUGCAUUGCCUCAACAUCUCAGGGAUGAUGGGUUGUUGCAUACGACUUGUGGAAGUCCAAACUAUGUUGCCCCUGAAAUUCUUUCUAACAAAGGUUAUGAUGGUGCAAGCUCGGACACAUGGUCAUGUGGUGUUAUAUUAUACGUAAUUCUCACAGGAUACCUUCCCUUUGAUGACCGAAAUCUGGCAGUACUUUAUCAGAAGAUUUUCAAGGGAGAGGCUCAGAUACCAAAGUGGUUAUCUCCAGGAGCCAAAAACCUAAUAAAGAGGAUUCUAGAUCCCAACCCUCACACACGGAUAACCUUAGGGGAGAUAAAAGAGAAUGACUGGUUCAAACAAGACUAUACUCCUUUGGAUCCCAUGGAAGAAGAAGAAGAAGAAAAUGUUUGCAUUGAUGAUGAAGUAUCAUCUAUAAAUGACACCCCGUCAGAUGCAGAAAAGGAUCCAGACUCGCAUACCCUAAUCAAUGCCUUUCAGCUCAUUGGAAUGUCCUCCUGUCUGGAUCUUUCUGGCUUCUUCGAGAAAGAGGAUGUUUCUGAGAGGAAAAUAAGAUUUACGUCGCAUCAUUCUCCAAAAGAAUUGCUGGAGAGGAUUGAAAAUACAGUUAUCCAGAUGGGAUUUCAUGUCCAGAAGAAAAACGGGAAGUUGAAAGUCGUGCAAGAGCGCAAAGGUCAAAAAGCCCCAGGAUGUCUCUCAGUUGCUGCAGAAGUUUUUGAGAUAAGUCCAUCCUUGUAUGUGGUUGAGCUGCAAAAAGCAUACGGUGAUCCUUUAGUGUACAGACAGUUAUGCAACAAACUAUCUAAUGAAUUGGGUGUAUCACGGAGCGAAGAGCAGCUCGAAGCAGCUGAUUUAUAGAAGCUCCGCAUUCUGAGCGAGAGAGCAAUCUUGAGCCAAGGAGAUACAGCAAAGUUAAAGUAGCUUAUGUAAUUAGUCCAAAAUUAAUAGAACGUGAAUGAAACAAAGAACCAAGAAAGAGAAAGGGAAAGCACUUUCUCGAUUUCUAUAUAUAUUCAACUAGUCGUUUCACUUGCUUGCAAAUCUAUCUAUCAGGAGAUGGAAAGUGCACGAUAGUUUAGGUUUGUAAGUGUGGUAUCUUAGGUUGUGGAAAGUGUAGUGGUACAUGCUCUUUCCUUCAUGCUGGAGAACAAUGUCUUUAUUCAUAAUAUUAUAGUAUAUAUGUACAAAGCCUUCUUUUUGUCUCUCUUAAA